Messenger RNA from Strongylocentrotus purpuratus (purple sea urchin), 528 nucleotides. RefSeq lists its product as uncharacterized. The record is from RefSeq and is a predicted model, not a curated record. NCBI's taxonomy places the organism in Eukaryota, Metazoa, Echinodermata, Echinoidea, Camarodonta, Strongylocentrotidae. The transcript is spliced from 3 exons. The coding region runs from base 1 to 528 and encodes 175 amino acids.
AUGUUUGAUGACCUGUUGGUCAGGCUUACACCCCACUUGCAGAAGGACACCCACUACAGGAAGGCCAUUCCCCCUGGUCUCAAGUUAUCCGUCUUCCUGCGCCAUCUCGCCACUGGGGCCACCUAUGCCGAGCUGUCUUACAACUUCCGAGUGGGCAAGGAAACCAUCCAGAAAUUUGUCCCUGAUGUAGCCAGAGCAAUAGUGGAUGAAUGGAAUCUUCCUCACUGUCUGGGAGCCUAUGAUGGAAAGCACAUCCGUAUCAAGAAGCCCAACAAAUCAGGCAGCCUUUACUUCAACUACAAGCAGUUCUUCUCGGUUGUCCUGAUGGCUCUGGUAGAUUCAAAGUACCAUUUCCUGUUGAUCGAUGUGGGUGGGGUUGGCCAUCAGUCUGAUGCCCAGAUCUACAACAACAGUGAACUGAAGGAGUGCAUUGAAGCUGGCACUUUAGGCAUCCCAGAUCCAACAUCCAACAAGCAUCCAACAGCAGAAGAUCUUCAACUACAGGCUGAAAAAGAUAAAAGCAGGUGA